This is a messenger RNA of Urocitellus parryii (Arctic ground squirrel), 3273 nucleotides long. It is a transcript of the gene Trpc3, whose product is annotated as transient receptor potential cation channel subfamily C member 3. NCBI's taxonomy places the organism in Eukaryota, Metazoa, Chordata, Mammalia, Rodentia, Sciuridae. Gene Ontology annotation, cellular component: cation channel complex; plasma membrane. Gene Ontology annotation, biological process: calcium ion transmembrane transport; single fertilization; regulation of cytosolic calcium ion concentration. Gene Ontology annotation, molecular function: inositol 1,4,5 trisphosphate binding; store-operated calcium channel activity; protein binding. The record is from RefSeq and is a predicted model, not a curated record.
GUUCUGUCCUUGCGCCUAGGUCCAUGGAGGGGAGCCCGUCCCUGAGGCGCAUGACGGUGAUGCGCGAGAAGGGCCGGCGCCAGGCKGUCCGCGGCCCGGCCUUCAUGUUCAACGACCGGGGCACCAGCCUCACGGCUGAGGAGGAGCGCUUCCUCGACGCCGCCGAGUACGGCAACAUCCCCGUGGUGCGCAAGAUGCUGGAGGAGUCCCGGACGCUGAACGUCAACUGCGUGGACUACAUGGGCCAGAACGCGCUGCAGCUGGCCGUGGGCAACGAGCACCUGGAGGUGACCGAGCUGCUGCUCAAGAAGGAGAACCUGGCGCGCAUCGGCGACGCGCUGCUGCUGGCCAUCAGCAAGGGCUACGUGCGCAUCGUGGAGGCCAUCCUCAACCACCCCGGCUUCGCGGCCAGCGAGCGCCUGACCCUGAGCCCCUGCGAGCAGGAGCUGCAGGACGACGACUUCUACGCCUACGACGAGGACGGCACGCGCUUCUCGCCGGACAUCACCCCCAUCAUCCUGGCCGCGCACUGCCAGAAGUACGAGGUGGUGCACAUGCUGCUGCUGAAGGGCGCGCGCAUCGAGCGGCCGCACGACUACUUCUGCAAGUGCGGGGACUGCACCGAGAAGCAGCGGCACGACUCCUUCAGCCACUCRCGCUCGCGGAUCAACGCCUACAAGGGGCUGGCCAGCCCGGCCUACCUGUCCUUGUCCAGCGAGGACCCGGUGCUCACGGCCCUGGAGCUCAGCAACGAGCUGGCCAAGCUGGCCAACAUCGAGAAGGAGUUCAAGAACGACUAUAGGAAGCUCUCCAUGCAGUGCAAAGAUUUUGUGGUGGGCGUACUGGACCUCUGCCGGGACUCGGAGGAGGUGGAGGCCAUUCUGAACGGAGACCUGGAGUCUUCGGAGCCCCCGGAGGUGCACAGGCCCAGAGCGCUGAGCCGMGUCAAGCUCGCCAUCAAGUAUGAAGUCAAAAAGUUUGUGGCGCACCCCAACUGCCAGCAGCAGCUCCUGACCAUCUGGUACGAGAACCUCUCGGGCCUGCGGGAGCAGACGGUGGCUGUCAAGUGCCUGGUGGUGCUGGUGGUGGCCGUGGGCCUCCCGCUGCUCGCCAUCGGCUACUGGAUCGCCCCCUGCAGCCGGCUGGGGCGGGUUCUGCGGAGCCCUUUCAUGAAGUUUGUGGCACACGCGGCCUCCUUCAUCAUCUUCCUGGGCCUGCUGGUGUUCAACGCCUCCGACAGGUUUGAAGGCAUCGCCACACUGCCCAACAUCACGGUCACUGACUACCCCAAACAGAUCUUCAGGGUGAAGACCACUCAGUUCACGUGGACAGAGAUGCUGAUCAUGGUCUGGGUUCUCGGGAUGAUGUGGUCUGAGUGUAAGGAGCUGUGGCUGGAAGGGCCCAGGGAGUACAUCCUGCAGCUGUGGAACGUGCUGGACUUUGGRAUGCUCUCCAUCUUCAUCGCCGCCUUCACGGCCAGGUUCCUGGCCUUCCUUCAGGCAACAAAAGCCCAGCAGUACGUGGACAGCUACGUCCAAGAGAGUGACCUCAGCSAAGUGACGCUGCCGCCCGAGAUACAGUACUUCACCUACGCUAGAGAUAAAUGGCUGCCUUCUGACCCGCAGAUCAUCUCCGAAGGCCUGUAUGCCAUCGCUGUUGUGCUCAGCUUCUCUCGCAUCGCCUACAUCCUCCCUGCCAACGAGAGCUUCGGCCCCUUGCAGAUCUCUCUUGGAAGGACGGUGAAGGACAUAUUCAAGUUCAUGGUCCUCUUCAUCAUGGUGUUUCUGGCCUUCAUGAUCGGCAUGUUCAUACUGUACUCUUACUACCUGGGGGCCAAAGUCAACGCUGCUUUCACCACUGUAGAAGAAAGUUUCAAGACUUUGUUUUGGUCGAUAUUUGGGUUGUCUGAAGUGACUUCCGUUGUGCUCAAAUACGACCACAAAUUCAUAGAGAAUAUUGGCUAUGUCCUUUACGGGAUAUACAAUGUAACUAUGGUGGUGGUUCUACUCAACAUGCUCAUUGCUAUGAUCAAUAGCUCCUAUCAAGAAAUUGAGGAUGACAGUGACGUAGAAUGGAAAUUUGCUCGUUCCAAACUUUGGCUCUCCUAUUUUGAUGAUGGGAAAACCUUGCCCCCACCCUUCAGCCUGGUUCCUAGUCCAAAAUCAUUUGUGUAUCUCAUCAUGCGGAUCAUCAACUUCUCCAAAUGUAGAAGGAGAAGGCUCCAGAAGGAUCCAGAAAUGGGAAUGGGUAACUCAAAGUCCAGGUUAAACCUCUUCACUCAGUCUAACUCAAGAGUUUUUGAAUCACACAGUUUUAACAGCAUUCUCAACCAGCCAACUCGUUAUCAGCAGAUAAUGAAGAGACUGAUAAAGCGGUAUGUCCUGAAAGCGCAAGUGGACAAGGAGAACGACGAGGUGAAUGAAGGUGAAUUAAAAGAAAUCAAGCAAGACAUCUCCAGCCUUCGGUAUGAGCUUUUGGAGGACAAGAGCCAAGCGACCGAGGAGCUGGCCAUUCUGAUCCACAAACUCAGCGAGAAGCUGAGUCCCAGCGUGCUGAGGUGUGAAUGACGGCGGCUGGAGCCUGGGGGUGCACCGCAGCACAGAYGUGGCAAUAACGCUUCUAAGUGUGAAAUACUUGAAAAACUGGUGUACGUUUUUAGUAGCAACUACCUUUAUCAUGUGACUCUUCAAAGGUUAGGGUUAAGGAUUUUGCAGUUUUAUCACAAGAAAACGCAUUUCAUUGUCUGCCUUGACAUUACAAACGACAAUAUACCAUUGUAUUUAAAGGCCCAAUAUUACUAUGUUACUGACAGUUUUGUCUAUUUUAGAAUAUACUCUGUUUUUGCACUACCUGUUUGCCUCCAAGAGAUUGUAAACUCCUUGGAGACAGGACUAUGUCUUAUUCAUCUUUGUGUCUCCAGCACCUAGUACAGUGCCUGGUACAUAGUAGGUGCUCAAUAAAUGUUGAAGCCAAGUGAACUGAACUGCCAAUAAAAUACAAAUAAAAAUUCAUCACUGUGUAGCAUACCUUCCCAUGUCCAACUUCUCAAGAGUUUGAAUUUUUUAAAAUAGAAAUGGAAGAAAUUUUACAAUCAGCUAUGACCUAGUGAGAACUAUGACCUAUUUUCUUAGAAUUUUAGGCAUUGCUGAUAAUCCCAGGACCAAUGAGCCCUGAGUGAGAAUUUAACAAUGAGGUUGGUUAAUGGAAGACACAUUACAGAUUUAAGUUUCAUCGGAUUGUCCGAAACAACACAUUAAAGAUUUUUCUAAAAUA